Messenger RNA from Sceloporus undulatus (fence lizard), 2008 nucleotides. RefSeq names its product DExD-box helicase 52 (gene DDX52). Lineage: Eukaryota; Metazoa; Chordata; Lepidosauria; Squamata; Phrynosomatidae. Gene Ontology annotation, molecular function: ATP binding; RNA helicase activity; nucleic acid binding. The record is from RefSeq and is a predicted model, not a curated record. Gene Ontology annotation, biological process: maturation of SSU-rRNA. The coding region runs from base 49 to 1959 and encodes 636 amino acids. The transcript has 15 exons.
ACUUCCGCUUUUUGGAGUUUCGUUGCUAGGCGACGGACGCGGUGCUUCAUGGUCCGCGCGGUGCGUGCUGGGAAAGAAGGAGGAAGGAGAAGCGUGAGCAUGGAUUCCAGGGAGCUCUUCCGGAGGCUGGGGACCGGCGCCAAGUUCGACGUGAGGCGCUUCAGGAGCGACGCCCAGCGCUUCAAGGUGAUCAGAACGAAGGACAAGGAAGCCGGAGCAGCGGAGAUUCUGGAAGAGCUUGAUUUUUUCGCUCGCAAAAGGCCAACCGGUUCUCUGGGCGGCGAUGGAGGAGGAAGAAACGCGUCUGAAGGCGAAGCUAUCAAAUCCGUAACCGCAAAGAAAACAGGGGCAGGACAGAAGAGAAAAGAGGAAGAGCAAGCGACUGAAGGAAGGAAGAAAAAGAAGAAAGAAACGGCUCCGGUGAUUUCCGCCGCUGAAAACGAUGGGAUUUUGUGGAUGUCCGCUCUGGAAGCGAAGCUCGGCGUCCCCAAAAAGAAGGAGGAGAAGCUGCUCUCCGCAGAGAAGCUGAGGCAAGCCAGUCAGCAAAAGAUGAAUCAUUUCAGGAACAAGCACAAGAUCUACAUCCAGGGAACGGAUCUUCCGGAUCCCAUUGCGACGUUCGAGCAGCUCGGAGAAGAAUACGAAAUCCACCCAAAGGUCAUGCGCAAUAUUGAAGCGGCCGGAUUCCAGACCCCGACACCAAUUCAGAUGCAAGCGAUCCCCGUCAUGCUCCACGGCCGCGAACUUUUGGCUUGCGCCCCGACCGGCUCAGGGAAGACGCUGGCUUUUAGCGUUCCUAUUUUGGCGCACUUGAAACAACCAAGGAAUAAAGGGUUCCGGGCGCUCAUCAUCUCGCCCACGCGGGAACUGGCCAGCCAGACACACAGAGAGCUGGUCAAGUUGUCAGAAGGCACCGGGUUCAGGAUACACAUGAUCCACAAAGCUGCUGCAGCUGCAAAGAAAUUCGGACGGAAGUCGGCUCAAAAAUUCGAUAUUCUGGUGACGACUCCAAACAGACUUAUCUAUCUUCUGAAGCAAGAACCUCCGGCGGUUGAUUUGAGCAGGGUCGAGUGGCUGGUGGUCGACGAAUCGGACAAGCUGUUUGAAGAUGGGAAGACGGGAUUUCGGGACCAGCUGGCCACCAUCUUCUUAGCAUGCACUUCCCACGUGGUCAAGCGAGCCAUGUUCAGCGCCACGUUUGCACAUGACGUAGAGCAGUGGUGCAAACUCAAUCUCGACAAUCUCGUCUCUAUUUCUAUUGGAGCAAGAAAUGCUGCGGCUGAGACAGUGGACCAAGAGCUCUUGUUUGUUGGAUCGGAGACAGGAAAACUGUUAGCCAUGAGAGACUUAGUGAAGAAGGGCUUCACACCUCCUGUUUUGGUUUUCGUACAGUCCAUUGAACGGGCCAAAGAGCUGUUCCACGAGCUCAUUUACGAAGGCAUCAACGUGGACGUCAUUCAUGCGGACAGGACCCAACAACAGAGAGACGGUGUCGUCCACAGUUUCAGAGCGGGAAAGAUUUGGGUCCUCAUCUGCACCGCUUUGCUGGCGAGAGGGAUCGACUUCAAAGGAGUGAACAUGGUUAUCAAUUUUGACUUUCCAAGUAGCGCUGUGGAAUAUAUCCACCGGAUCGGUCGCACAGGGAGAGCAGGACACUCCGGAAAAGCAAUUACUUUCUUCACCGAAGAUGACAAGCCAUUACUGCGAAGCAUCGCGAGCGUCAUCCAGAGAGCUGGCUGCCCCGUCCCUGACUAUAUACAACAUUUCCGGAAGCUGCAAAGCAAGCAAAAGAAGAAGCUGAUCAAGAAACCGUUGGAAAGGGAACACAUUCUGACCUCACCAGAGUACUUAAAGAGGAAAGCCAAGGCAAAACAGCUGGCAACCCAGAAGAAGCUAAAGAAGAACUCGAAGAACGCCAGAAACAGCGCCUCUCAGGCACGGAUUGUUCCGGAAAAGUAAUUUCCGCCGCCUUGAACGAUCUGUCACAGAAUAAAGACAUUAUACUUGU